UAUUUGUAACUGCGUGCAAUGCAGUUAAUAGAAUCAGUGUUUGUUCGUCAUAAUAUUUUCAGUAUUUUUUAUAGAUACAGUAUUUCUAAUUAAAUUGAAAUAUAGGAGUCAAACGCGAAAGUAGAGUCAGUGUUUGUCCGCCGAUAUAAAUUUAUAAUUUACACGAUUAUGUGUUACGUGUUAUUAUUUUUAUUUAUUGAAUUUUUUUUUUAUAUUCGUUAAAAAAUAGAGUCAGUGUACGAAGAAUAGUAUCAUUCAUCACACGAAAAGAUUUCUACCAGUUUUCACAUCCUAUUUGAUCAUCGCUUUCUUCUCGAUGAUUCCUGAACUACACAGCAAUAAUGGCGUUCGUCGCAUCAUUUGAGGGACCGAGCUUUACCGUGCCAAUAACAAACGUGACGAUCCCGAUGGGCAGGGAAGCCGUGCUCACUUGCGUCGUUGCAAAUCUUUCUAUCUACAAGGUAGCAUGGUUGCGUGUGGAUACACAAACUAUUCUAACGAUAGCGAAUCAUGUGAUAACAAAGAAUCAUAGAAUCGGAGUAACGCAUACCGAACGCAAGACAUGGCAUUUACAUAUACGCGAUGUGACCGAAUCCGAUCGAGGUGCUUAUAUGUGCCAGAUAAAUACCGAUCCGAUGAAGAGUCAAACCGGUUAUUUGGAUGUCGUAGUUCCGCCCGAUAUUUUAGAUUAUAUGACAAGCACGGACAUGAUAAUCAGAGAAGGCAGCAAUGUGACAUUACGUUGUGCUGCUAAAGGAUCUCCAACACCAAGUAUUACAUGGAGGCGAGAAGGUGGAGAAAGUAUAUUUCUCGAGAAUGGAGAAGAAGUGAAAAUUGUCGAGGGUUCGAUCUUCAAUAUCACUAAGAUAAAUCGAUUGCAGAUGGGUGCGUAUUUGUGCAUAGCUUCGAACGGUAUACCACCUACCGUCAGUAAAAGAAUAAUGCUUACGGUACAAUUUAGUCCAAUGAUUUCAAUUCAAAAUCAAUUAGUCGGGGCACAAGAGGGACAAAGAAUGACUUUGGAAUGUAACUCGGAAGCGUUUCCACAAUUGAUCAAUUAUUGGACAAAGGAAAACAACGAAAUUAUAGAAAAUGGAGAUAAAUAUAACCAAUCAUUCACGAAUAACGUGUACAAAGUACAUAUGAAACUCACGAUAUUAGCGACGGAAAUGUCCGAUUAUGGAACGUAUAAAUGCAUAUCAAAAAAUUCUUUGGGGGAAACAGACGGCAGUAUUAAACUUUAUCAUAUUCCGACACCAACGACACAACCGAGAACCACGACUACUACUACUCCAGUUCCUACUACUACUAACGAAGAAGUUGAAAAUAUUCAAAAUUCACGACAAAGACCAGAACCCAGUGCAGAUCCUGGUGCGUAUCAAAUAACCGAUUCGUCAUUGCCUAACAUCGAACAUAGAACCGAUGAUAUACAUCUUCAUGGAAGGGCGAGCAGCAAUAGUUACAACGAUGUUGAAAACGUUAUAACAAUAAACGAACGAAAAAGCAUCGACAACGAAAUACGACCACGAAGAAUCGAUAACACGGCGCAAUCGAUGUCAUCCAGGGAUUCUAAUUCGAAUUUUCAAGUACAAACUACAACGGCCAUCUGCAUAAUUCUACUAUCCGCCCUGUCGUAGUCACGUUAGUAUUUAUCAGCGAAAAGAAUGGUUAUUCGAGAAAAAUCCUUCGGGGAUCAAGAUUCGUCCUGUUCAUCGUCAUUUAUCUCAUCCGCGAAAGGGAUCAAUUAAGGGUGUGCUUCGAUGUUACAAAUUUAUCGACAACCAUUGCCUUCGCCUGUCGUUGUGACCGAGAUCAACGAAAUAAUUUUUCUUCCUUCUUCAAACUUUGCGAUAAAGUUUGUCAAAUUAAACGAUUAAUACAAUUUUUAAUAAUAAAUUCGAAUACUUGGAUCAGAUAUUUAUCAAUGCGAUUACAUUUUUGCAAAUUCGCAAAAUUUGCAAAAUUACAAGUUCACAGAUUAUAAUUAAAAUCAAUUAUUUUCUCAAUUCACGUUACGAUUAAUUACUUU
Apis mellifera (honey bee) is the source of this 2029-nucleotide messenger RNA. RefSeq names its product neurotrimin. Gene Ontology annotation, cellular component: neuron projection. Lineage: Eukaryota; Metazoa; Arthropoda; Insecta; Hymenoptera; Apidae. The record is from RefSeq and is a predicted model, not a curated record. Bases 342 to 1637 code for a protein of 431 amino acids. The transcript is spliced from 11 exons.